AUGACCACAGAACUAUAUCCCAAUGACUUGUUUGGUGGCCCCGAUCAGUAUGAUUUCGUGAAGGACCUUGCUGCUGAGCGUUUUUGGCUGGUAAACGAGAUCGUGAAGCCUGAACUGCCCAACAUUCUGGAUAACGUGGAGAAAUGUUUAGAAAUGUUACACAGCGAUCAAGUGUUCAAGAUGCCCAUAAGUAGCGGAGUCAACGGCGGUACCAAUGGGCCUUCUGUAAAGGGCAUAGUGACGAGACAGGGCCAGUACCUGUUAGAUUUUAAAGCCAUUGUGAAGUUUCCAGAAUUUCACAAGGGCAAACAGGUCCUCCUGAGGAUGAAUACGGGUACGAAAUUUCUGCUUUCCCAGAUCCAAUCUAUUGAAAAUAAUCUAGGCUACAUUUUAGAACUUCUCGAAGAGCUUCAAAUAAUCGAUGAUGCCCAAAAAUUUAUCGAGAAGCUUGGGAAAGUACUGGAGCUUUUGAUCAGCUCCAUAAACCUCUUAGAGAGUCCCCCCAGGAGGCUUUCCUUCCCAGAUAAUAACAACUUUGCCAUGAAGCAAAUGUUCCAGGACUAUAAUAACCUGUGUGAGAACCCACACUACGAGAUAGCUCUUGAGAUUCUGCUUUACAAGAACGAACUAUGCAUAGACUUUAGGAAUGUCCAUAAAGUCUCGAAAAAACCCUGGUGCCAAAUCGACUCAAAAACAGGAAAGUCGCUCACUGACGAUAUCAAGGAUCAGCUUACUACUGAUCGCUCCAAGAGCCUUGCGAACGUCCUGAAGAGCGAAGGGAUCCAAAUCGAAGAACCCACACUUAUAAAAAACCUGAUGUCUUCUUUCAACACAGAAUCGACAACUUUAUCACAGGCACAAAACUACCUCAAUAGAUGUGUGACAUUCAAUGGCAAAGUAGUGAUGGAAUGUGAAAAAAUUGCCAUGACGACAAGCGACCCAUCGUUGAUUAGUAUUACAUCAAAAUUAAGUGCUCUGGAGAACAGCGUAAGCACCUUUUACACCAAUUUGAAAAUAUGA
This is a messenger RNA of Torulaspora delbrueckii, 1020 nucleotides long. It is a transcript of the gene RAV2, whose product is annotated as Rav2p. Lineage: Eukaryota; Fungi; Ascomycota; Saccharomycetes; Saccharomycetales; Saccharomycetaceae. The record is from RefSeq and is a predicted model, not a curated record. The transcript has a single exon. Bases 1 to 1020 code for a protein of 339 amino acids. Gene Ontology annotation, cellular component: RAVE complex.